CUCCUCCGGCUGGCCGCCAACGGGCGGGAAAGGCGGGAGAAACAGCCGAAGGCGACGAUGGCGCUGCUCUUCUCCGCCCUCCGCGUGCUGCUGGGCCUUUUCUUCGCCAUCAGCGGGGUCGUCAAGCUCACCGACCGGGUCGCAGGCGACGCCCACCGGCAGCUGAAAACCAAGUUUGUACAAUUUUCAGACGUCUUCCCUUUGAAGGAGUUUGGCUAUAAGCCGGAACCAGGAUGGUACAUGGAAAUAGUGGGCUGGAUGGAACUGAUAGGAGGCUGCCUUUUAGCCUUCGGACCUCAACUGCUGCAGGAAAUCAGCAAUUUUGUGCUCACCGUGAUCAUGAUAGGUGCCAUCUACACCCUCCUGGUUUUGAAAGAGCCUUUUGCCAUGUGCUUACCAGCUACUGUCUCCUUGGGCCUUUUGCUCCUCCUCAACAUCCGUGGAAGAGGGAAGUGUGUGAAGUCAAAAUCCGAAUGAGGCAAGGAGGAGAUCUGAAGAGAUGGGAAGGAUCCAAAAAUGAAGUUUUUAGAAGAACAGACAACUCCCCCCGACUAAUCAGAUCAUGCGGACUUUACAGUGUGUAAUCCAGAAAGGGGGUUAGAUUUUAACGGCCAUGGCCUAUUUUGGGUCCUGUCUUAACUGCCCAUUUUGCCAGUUUUCUAUCCCUCUUUAGACCUGUUUGGAGAUCUUGUCUUCUCUGCAAAACCAGUUGCUCUCUCUUCAGUCAGUGGAUCCUUCUUGUGUCCAGGCAAGGAGAUAACAUGGAUCAGAAAAAAAUACUACAUUACAAAGGGCCCGGAAUGAGGGUUGUGUGGGAUUGUGGUUGGGCACCAAAGAAUAACGUUGAGGGUAAAAGAGACCUCAGAAUUCUGCAGAAUGAUAUAAUCAAAGGGCUCAGAUAGAUCUUGCAUCAGUUGCAUAUUGUACUGCUUCAUUUCUGGAUUUUAUUAACUUUCCUAUCAACCCAUCUUGGCCUGAUCUUAAUUAGGACUUAUGUUUGUUGGUUGAGGAACUCUAGGUUAAUCACUAUUCCUCAUCCCUUUCUCAAAAAUUAAAUUUAAUUCUAUUUACCCACUUUAAAAAAAAACCAUUUGCAUGAAUCAAAGGUACUUUUUAUCAUCCCAAUGUUGUUACUUGAUCGUGAAUUUGGUGAAAUAAAAGUAAAGAGGAUGAAUAGAUUUCUUCUAAUAAGCAUGGUGUGAUCUUGAGCCAUUGCCAUUUAUAAGAAAUAAUCUGGGAUUGAAAUGAGAUAGGUAACAAAAACCACUGGAUUCUACGCAAUACACCUUUAUGAUAAUUUGUAAAAAUCAAUAGAUUCAAUUGUUGUGUCCAUAUUUGGGAGACUGAAGGUUGAUUGGGGGCUUUUGACUUUUUUUUUUUUAAAAAAAACUUUUUAAACCAAGUGGGGGUGGUUCAGUGCUUUGGAUUCAAAGCUGAAAAGAUGCUCCAGAGCAGAGUUUCUCAACCUUGACAACUUUUAAGAUGUGUGGACUUCAAUUCCCAGAACAGGCAGCAAUGCUGGCUUGCGAAUUCUGGGAAUUGAAACCCACACUUCUUAAAUCUUGAUCUGAUCUUAUAAAAGUUAAACACAAUACAUAAACACUAAUCUGCAUACUUUGCAAAAGAGACCAUCAACUAGCCAAAAGGGAUUGAAAAGACCUCACCAGAAAUCAGCACCCAGAUGAGCAUAGAUUAACUCCAAAAUUAACAUCAGACCAA
Messenger RNA from Notechis scutatus (mainland tiger snake), 1719 nucleotides. RefSeq names its product transmembrane protein 35B (gene TMEM35B). Lineage: Eukaryota; Metazoa; Chordata; Lepidosauria; Squamata; Elapidae. The record is from RefSeq and is a predicted model, not a curated record.